UCUCGAGAUCAAUUCUUCAUAAGUGGUUUUGAUUUUAUAAACAUAAUCAAUCGCCAUGUCAUUUAAAGUGUUAACAAUUUUAAUUUUGAUCUUUUUGGUGCAAUUUUCUCAAUCGAAGAAAUUUCCAAAAGACAUCCAAAGAUGUCGACCUACAGACGAUGAAUGUUUAGUCAAAGUUGCAAAUGAGAUUAUUCGAAAGCAUCCACACGGAUAUCCGGAAAUAAAUCUAGGCAACCUCGAGCCCUUUCAUAUAGAUAACAUCAAAAUAACUGGUGAUUCUUCAAAAGCUGUAAAUUUGAAUUUGGAAAUGACAGAUCUGUCAUUUACUGGAUAUGCAAACAUCACUUUUUCCAAGAUCAGCGGUUUUAAACCGGAUCCGAAAGAUCUAAUUAUCGAUUCCGAUGCUGUCUGCAAACAGUUAAUACUCAAAGGUAAGUAUAAAAUUGAAGGAAAGAUGUUAAUCUUCCCAAUUACCGGGGAAGGUGAUGUAACUUGCACCAUCGAUGGUCUGCACAUCAAAACCCGUUCGAAGCCUAAAGUUGAAUUAAGAGAUGGAUUGGAAUAUCUUAAAACGGAUAAUUUUAAGAUUAAAGCUAAAGCUGAUCGCAUGACUGUAAGUAUGACAAAUCUUUUCAACGGCGAUAAGACUCUUGGUGAUAAUAUGGUUAAAAUUAUAAAUGAAAAUUGGGAAGUUCUGUGGGAAGAAAUGGAGCCAAGUUUUUCAGAUCAAUUAAGAAAAGUUAAUGAAGAUACUAUUGAUAAAGUUGUGAAUAGUUUUCCUUAUAAAGAACUAUUUAUAAUUGAUGAAUAAAUGAAAAAAAUAUUAAAUAAAGUACCAAAGAACAUUAA
Messenger RNA from Eupeodes corollae, 849 nucleotides. RefSeq names its product protein takeout-like. NCBI's taxonomy places the organism in Eukaryota, Metazoa, Arthropoda, Insecta, Diptera, Syrphidae. The record is from RefSeq and is a predicted model, not a curated record. The transcript is spliced from 4 exons. The coding region runs from base 56 to 811 and encodes 251 amino acids.